AUGCCGUUAGCUGUUGCAGCGGAGCUGUUGGCAGUGCUGCCUAUCGGUUUCCGAGCAGAUAUAAUCCGUACUAUCCGGGACCCGGAGAAGCCUAAUACUUUAGAAGAACUGGAAGUGGUAACGGAAAGCUGUGUGGAAGUGCAAGAGAUAGGUGAAGAUGAAUAUCUGGUUAUCAUCAGGUUUACACCAACAGUACCUCAUUGCUCUUUGGCCACUCUCAUUGGCCUUUGUUUAAGAAUCAAACUUCAGAGAUGUUUGCCUUUUAGACAUAAGCUGGAAAUCUACAUAUCUGAAGGUACACAUUCCACUGAGGAAGACAUCAACAAGCAGAUCAACGACAAGGAGAGAGUAGCGGCUGCCAUGGAGAACCCGAACUUGCGUGAAAUUGUGGAGCAGUGUGUUACGGAGCCUGACUAG
Leptosomus discolor (cuckoo roller) is the source of this 417-nucleotide messenger RNA. The record is from RefSeq and is a predicted model, not a curated record. NCBI's taxonomy places the organism in Eukaryota, Metazoa, Chordata, Aves, Leptosomiformes, Leptosomidae.